Molecule: messenger RNA, 578 nt
Organism: Daphnia carinata
Lineage: Eukaryota; Metazoa; Arthropoda; Branchiopoda; Diplostraca; Daphniidae
Exons: 2
Coding region: 78-521 (147 amino acids)
Source: RefSeq, a predicted model, not a curated record
AAGCUUUAGACUUUCUGCUGGAUGAGGUUCAGUUGUAGGUAGUUUCAGUUGCUAAACUCGGUUAGUUUCGCGUCAAUAUGUUGGCCAUAAGAAACAUUAAGAGAUUCAUUUGUUUAAGAACGACAGAAGUCGAUAUCAGAAUUCUGAAAAAGAGGACUGUUAUGCAAUCUGUUUCUGACAAAACCAAUAAAACGCCUGAAGAUCCCAAUGCACCACUGAGCUUUUCAAAGUCCAAGGCUGCUAAGUGGUCUGCCAAGAAUUCAUUUAGUGGGCGAAAUAUUUCAGACGAUUCACCGUGGUAUCAGCCCUUUGCCAUUUCAGCUAGUGUUGCAGCCAUAUUGCUGUGGUUUUGUGUCUUCCGAGAAGAAAAUGAUAUUGAUAAAGAACUGGGUAAAACUUUGUAUGAAAGAGUUGAUGGCAUGGAAAGAAAACAACUGGAACUGGCGUUGAAGCACAGUGGUCCAGCAGUGGACACAAUAGCAAUCAGGAAAAGACUUGAUGAGUUGGAUUCCAAUGGUUGAUUUUGUACAGUCGAUAUAACUAGUGAAAUUUGAAUACAUUAAGAUAAAAAAUUAAAA